Molecule: messenger RNA, 1104 nt
Organism: Cottoperca gobio
Lineage: Eukaryota; Metazoa; Chordata; Actinopteri; Perciformes; Bovichtidae
Gene: or42a4
Product: odorant receptor, family 42, subfamily A, member 4
Exons: 2
Coding region: 1-1104 (367 amino acids)
Biological process (GO): G protein-coupled receptor signaling pathway
Cellular component (GO): plasma membrane
Molecular function (GO): G protein-coupled receptor activity; olfactory receptor activity
Source: RefSeq, a predicted model, not a curated record
AUGGAGAGACCCUGCCCGGAGGAAGCUCGGGGCCCCCGUCUCGAGCCAGGCCCAGAGGGAGGGCCCGACAGCAAGCUCCUGGUGGCCGAGUUUGCCAUGGAGCCCGGGAAACCGAUAUUCAAAAUGACUCCAGAAGAGAAAGCUGCUCCCACAUUUAAUGCCACAUUUAUUCGCCCUGCAAAAUUCUAUCUCAGUGGGUUUUCUAACACCCCUCAUGUUAAGUAUUACUAUGUUUUCCUGUGUUUUGUAUAUAUCAUGACUCUUCUUGGGAACAGCUUCCUUCUCUCAGUUAUUUACCUGGUCCGGUCUCUUCAUACUCCUAAAUACAUGAUUGUGUUUAACCUGGCUUUGACAGAUUUGUGUGGGAGCACAGCCCUCAUCCCAAAAGUCCUGGACACGUUUUUGUUUGACAGGAGAUACAUUGUCUACGAGGCUUGCUUAAGUUAUAUGUUCUUUGUUUUUUUGUUUUUAGCUGUGCAGUCAUGGACACUUGUCACAUUGGCAUAUGACCGAUUCAUAGCAAUUUGCUUCCCUUUAAGGUACCAUAGUAUUGUGACAAAACCAGCUAUUGCUGCAAUUCUUCUGAUUGCGUGGAUUGUUUUAUUGAGCCUCAUAACAUUUACAGCUGAGGCUUUUGAUCGCCUCUCCUUCUGUAACUCUUUGGUGAUAAAGAGCUUAUUCUGUGAUCAUUCACCAGUAUUUCUCCUGGCUUGUAAUGACACAUCUUUAAAUAACAUAAUGGCAUAUGUUGCUUUCAUGGCAGUCCUCUGUAUUCCUCUUGUAUUGAUAGCAUUAUCAUAUGUUUGCAUUUCCAUAGCACUGAGCAGGAUUGCAUCAGGAGAGGAACGACUUAAAGCAUGUAAAACUUGUACUUCUCACCUGAUUCUUGUGGCAGUUUUCUUCCUACCAAUACUGGGCACCAACAUAGCGUCAGUAGCCUCUUACAUCCACCCUAAUGCCAGAAUAAUAAACUCCUCUUUGACACACACCAUACCUGCAUUGCUAAAUCCUAUUGUGUACUCUUUAAAAACAGAAGAAGUUCUGAUCUCCAUCAAGAAGCUUUACAAAAGAAAUAGGAUUAGCAAUGGAACUAAAAAAUGGUGA